UUAUUACACCACCGGAGUGAAAAACAGUACUGUUUUUUCAAUUAAUGUAUUUUUUAUGAUUAUUUUUAAUUUGUUGUGGCGCCCCCUUUAAUAACAACAAUCAUCUGUCAAAUGUCAUCUGAUAAAAAAUGCAUAAUUCUUAUUAAAAUCAAUUUAAAACGUAAAAAACGACCAGCAGUAACUCCUCUUUGUUAGAUUAGACCACUUAUUUUUUAUUUUUACGAUGCGUUUUGUUUGGUUUUGAUUUUUGCCUCAAGACUCGAAAAUGAGUAAACACAUGUAUUCGACGGCAAACCUCACCGAUAAGGAGCUGAAGGAGCAAGGGAACCGUUUAUUCAGCUUAAGGAAGUACGAGGAAGCGAUCAAUUGUUACAGUAAGGCGAUUAUUAAAAACCCCGAUGUUCCCCACUAUUUCACCAACAGGGCCCUUUGCUACUUGAAAUUGGCGCGUUGGGAGCAAGCAUGCACCGACUGCAGGCGCGCCCUGGACAUGGACUCGAAUUUAGUCAAAGGGCAUUUUUUCCUAGGUCAGGCCUUACUAGAGACCGAGAAUUACGACGAGUCGAUCAAACACCUAAUGAGGGCGUCUGAUUUAGCGAAAGAACAAAAACUCAAUUUUGGGGACGAUAUAGCGGCACAGUUGCGGGCCGCCCGCAAAAAACGGUUUUCGAUCCAGGAAGAGAAACGGAUAGCUCAGGAAAUCGACCUUUUGACGUAUCUCACCAAACUGAUAAAACGUGAUAAAGAGACACAAAUCGAGGAUGUGAAAAACCAAGGGUUUGAAAAUGAGCUUGAGGAGGACAAAAUACGCGAAAUCGAGGAGAAAUGCGACUCCCACUUGAACGAACUUAACUCACUUUUUAUGAAAGUUGACGAAAAACGACGAAAACGGGAAGUGCCCGACUACUUGUGCGGGAAGAUCAGUUUUGAAAUUUUACAGGAACCUGUGAUAACUCCUAGUGGGAUUACGUAUGAUAAAAAGGAUUUGGAGGAACAUCUUCAGCGAGUCGGGCACUUUGAUCCCGUCACCAGAGUGAAACUAACCCAAGAUCAGCUCAUUCCUAAUUUCGCAAUGAAAGAAGUUGUCGAUGCAUUUCUUGCCGAAAACGAGUGGGCUUUGGACUAUUAACUUGUAAAGAAAUGAAUAUAUUUUGUAUCUUCCUAAGGACACUGUUAUCUAAGCACAUGUUUCGCUUGAUUUCCGGCUGUAUUCUUGUUUAUUUAUGACUAGUUAAGUAAUACGUUUCACGGUUGAAGUUUGUCGUUUUCUUCUGGAUUUUCUAAUUUUUGACUGAAAAUAAAGCGAUUGAAACGUC
This is a messenger RNA of Tribolium castaneum (red flour beetle), 1316 nucleotides long. It is a transcript of the gene STUB1, whose product is annotated as STIP1 homology and U-box containing protein 1. The coding region runs from base 266 to 1129 and encodes 287 amino acids. Gene Ontology annotation, cellular component: cytoplasm; Z disc. Gene Ontology annotation, biological process: positive regulation of proteolysis; cellular response to misfolded protein; protein polyubiquitination. Gene Ontology annotation, molecular function: protein-folding chaperone binding; ubiquitin protein ligase activity. The record is from RefSeq and is a predicted model, not a curated record. The transcript has 6 exons. Lineage: Eukaryota; Metazoa; Arthropoda; Insecta; Coleoptera; Tenebrionidae.